Molecule: messenger RNA, 1328 nt
Organism: Eupeodes corollae
Lineage: Eukaryota; Metazoa; Arthropoda; Insecta; Diptera; Syrphidae
Exons: 2
Coding region: 1-1221 (406 amino acids)
Molecular function (GO): protein dimerization activity
Source: RefSeq, a predicted model, not a curated record
AUGGCGUUCAGAGGUAAUUCUGACAAAUUAUAUACGCCAAAUAACGGAAAGUUUUUGGGCUUAGUACAAUUACUAGCUAAAUUUGAUCCAGUUAUGCAGGAGCACUUGCGAUUAGCUAUGAAGGGUGAUAUUGCAGACCACUACUGUGUUCAUCGAUGGAAAAUUCUAACCGAUAGCCUGGGAUUAUAUACUCUAAAAAAGCUCAGUGACACACGUUGGGAAGCAAGAAUAAGCAGUGUCAAAGCAGUUCGUUAUCAAAUUAGUGCCAUCCAUGACGCUUUAAUUACUUUGGCAAUUGAAACUCAGAAAACUGAUGUUCAAGUCUCUCAUGAGGCUACUACUCUAGCUGAACAGUUAAAAGAUUUCAGUUUCAUAGUUUCAUUGGUUGUUUGGUAUGACAUACUUUUUCAAAUUAACGUCGUUAGUAAAUCUCUACAAUCACCAGAUAUAGAUCUCAGUAAAUGCACAGAAAUGUUGAAAAAAUGCUGCACUUUCUUGGAAGAAUAUAGAAAUACAGGCUUUAAAAGCGCCAUUUCAACUGCAAAAGAAUUGGCUGAAGAACUGGAAGUUGAACCUGUGUUUAAGGCCACAAAAAGAAUUCGAUUUGUUAAGCGUCAAGCUGAUGAAACUGCCCGCGACGAGCCUAUUGUUUCUCCUGAAAAGAAAUUUGAGGUAGAAUUUUUCAACUCUCUCUUGGACGCUACAUUAAUUUCAGUUAAUGAAAGAUUUGAACAGUUCAAUGAGUACUCGGAUUGCUGGUCUUUUUUGUACAAUAUAAAACAGAUUCCUGAAAAACCCGACCUUGUCAAACUCUGUAGUGAUCUCCAAUUGAAAUUAACUGUGAAUUCUAAAUCAGAUAUAGAUGGUUGUAUGUUGUGUGAUGAACUCAUAAGCCUGAAAUCUUUUUUGCCUGAUCAGAAUGUGGCUACCCCUGCUUAUGUUUUAAAUUUUAUUAAAGAUCGCAACUUACAGGAACUGUAUCCAAAUGUAUGGAUAGCAUUUCGAAUAUUACUGACUAUACCUGUAACGGUUGCUAGUGGAGAAAGAAGUUUUUCCAAGCUAAAGCUGAUUAAAACAUAUCUACGAUCGACAAUCUCUCAAUCUAGAUUAACAAACUUAGCAACUUUAUCAAUCGAAAACGAAAUUGCAGAAAACAUGGACUUCGAAUGUCUAAUAAAAGAGUUCGCCGAUGUAAAGGCUAGAAAAGUGAAAUUUUAUUAGUUUUUUAAAUAAAUGUUUUUUUUUAAAUAGAUAGUUAUUUCAUUGUACACAUUGCCUUUUUUCGUAUGUAAUUGAAUUGCAGUUAGGGGGCGCCGAAGAAUUCUCGC